This is a messenger RNA of Salvia hispanica, 1034 nucleotides long. Its product is annotated as allene oxide cyclase, chloroplastic-like. The record is from RefSeq and is a predicted model, not a curated record. Gene Ontology annotation, molecular function: allene-oxide cyclase activity. Lineage: Eukaryota; Viridiplantae; Streptophyta; Magnoliopsida; Lamiales; Lamiaceae. Gene Ontology annotation, biological process: jasmonic acid biosynthetic process.
UCAUCUCUAUAAAUAAUAACACACUCGACAUUCAAUCAACAACACAUCAACUCAAUUCAAUCCAAUCACAGAGAUACAUACAUCAAUCAUUCAUUUCAACAAACAAUUUUGCCAUGGCCGCCGCCUCCUCCACCAUUCUCAAAGCCGCCGUCUCCUCCCCUUCCCCCGCCAGGCUUCCGCCGCCCGCCGCCGCCGCCCAGAAACUCUCCUCCUUUGCCCCAUCCAAGAAGAAACAAUUCCUCCCCAAACCCCUCACCAAAUCCUUCUCAUGCAAAGCCCAGGCCGCUGAUCCAGCUUCCACCACACCAACCAAAGUCCAACAACUGCACGUCUACGAGAUCAACGAGCGCGAUCGCGGCAGCCCUGCCUACCUCCGAUUGAGCCAGAAAACCGUCAAUUCCCUCGGCGAUCUCGUGCCUUUCAGCAACAAGGUUUACACCGGCGAUUUGAAGAAACGGGCGGGGAUAACGGCGGGGUUAUGCAUCCUGAUCAAGCACGAGGAGGAGAAGAAGGGCGACCGCUACGAGGCGAUCUACAGCUUCUAUUUAGGAGACUACGGCCACAUCGCGGUGCAGGGGCCCUACCUCACCUACGAGGACACCGAGCUCGCCGUCACCGGCGGCUCCGGCAUCUUCCAGGGCGUCUACGGCCACGUCAAGCUCCACCAGAUCAUCUUCCCCUUCAAGCUCUACUACACCUUCCACCUCAAGGGCAUCCCUGAUCUGCCGGCGGAGCUGCUCGGCCAGCCUGUGCCGCCGGCGAUCGAGGUUGAGCCCACCCCCGCCGCGAAGAGUUGCGAAGCCGGAGCCACGCUCCCUAACUUCACCAAUUAGCCGCCUCUUCUUCGUCGCCGGCGACCGGUUGUUUCUAAUAAAUUUUUUAAGAUUAAAUUAGUUGCUUCUUUUUUAUAUUUUCAAUCAUCAUUAUGCAACUUUUAGUGGCCAAUGCAUUUUCUGUUUUGAGAGUGACACCCACUCAUCACUGUCUCCAUUCAAUUGAAGUCAUGGUCUAGUUUAAUUAUACCUUUUUGGUUA